Vespula pensylvanica (western yellowjacket) is the source of this 2273-nucleotide messenger RNA. RefSeq names its product ATP-dependent RNA helicase DHX33 (gene ath). The transcript has 7 exons. The record is from RefSeq and is a predicted model, not a curated record. Gene Ontology annotation, biological process: positive regulation of transcription by RNA polymerase I. The coding region runs from base 123 to 2210 and encodes 695 amino acids. Gene Ontology annotation, cellular component: intracellular anatomical structure; nucleolus. Lineage: Eukaryota; Metazoa; Arthropoda; Insecta; Hymenoptera; Vespidae. Gene Ontology annotation, molecular function: RNA binding; ATP binding.
CGGCUCCUCCAGUCGGUGUAGAGUGUCGCACGUGUGUACCGGUUCGAGGUACGUAGGACCAGCGUGACUUUCCUCGAUUUCCUCUUUUUCGUUUAACGAUAUCGUUCUAUUUCGUUUUCGAGAUGGGUGUCCACGACAACGCGGAUUCCAAGUACAAUGUUAUGGGUACGUCGAGUUUCUCGAAAUUAGCACCGAAACGACCGAACACUGUCGUUUUUGGGGAGAGUCCCGCCAAAGUGCAGAAACACGAGGAGAGUAGCUCGAGUUUUUCGAACGUCGAGAAUACGGAAGCAGGAAACGCUAGCGUGCAUCAACAAAGAAAAUCAUUGCCAGUUUAUCGACUUCGCAAACGGCUUUUGGAGGAGAUACGAAGAUACAGUACGUUGAUCAUUAUCGGAGAGACCGGUAGCGGUAAGACGACGCAGAUUCCACAACUGUUGCUCUCCUCCGGAAUAGCCGGUGUUAGCGGUCGCGUGGGUGUAACGCAACCGCGAAGGGUCGCCGCAGUGAGCAUAGCUCGCAGAGUAGCGCAGGAGCAGGGGGUGGAAACCGGUAAGCUGGUGGGUUACUGCGUACGAUUCGAGGAUGUGACGUCGCCUCAAACCAGGAUCAAGUACCUCACCGACGGUAUGAUGGUACGGGAAGCGAUGACCGACGAGAUACUCUCGGAUUACUCGGUGGUGAUAUUGGACGAGGCUCACGAGAGAUCCGUUCAGACGGACGUCCUUCUCGGCGUCACCAAACGAGCACAGAAUUUGAGGAAGCUGAAGAACUUGCCGCCACUGAAAUUGCUGGUCAUGUCGGCGACGAUGGACGCCGACAAGUUCGCCAAGUAUUUCCACGCGCCCGUCCUAUAUCUCGAGGGUCGACAGCAUCCAGUGAAGAUCUAUCAUGCCGUGAAGAGUCAAGAGGAUUAUGCUUUUUCAAGCAUGGUCACGGCAUUUCAAAUCCACCGGGAGACACCGGCCAACGAGGACAUCCUCGUGUUCUUGACCGGACAGGAGGAGAUAGAAAGUGCCGUGGUUAAUGCGAAACAGGUUGCCAAACAGUUGGACGGCAAAGGAUAUCCACCGUUGAAGGUCUUUCCUCUCUACUCGGCCCUACCCACUCAUCAGCAAUUGGAAGCCUUCAAGCCGGCUCCCGCGGGAAUGCGAAAGCUUAUUUUCUCGACGAACGUUGCCGAGACGUCCGUUACGAUAGGUGGUAUUCGACACGUGAUCGAUACCGGCAUGGUCAAAGCAAGAACGCAUCAUCCAACGACCGGUCUGGACGUCCUGAAGGUGGAGCAGAUCUCAAAGGCGCAAGCUUGGCAAAGGACAGGAAGAGCCGCUCGCGAGGCACCGGGAAAAUGUUAUAGGACUUACACAAAGGACGAGUUCGAGAGGAUGAAGGAGAUGCCGGUACCGGAGAUACAAAGGUGUUCCCUGGCGGGAGUCGCUCUUCAGCUUCUCGCCAUUGGCGUCGAUAUUACUAGCUUCGAUUUUAUGGACAGACCACCGAAGGAAGCCGUCGACGUAGCGGUGACAUGUUUGGAAAAGCUCGCUGCCGUUAAAGGUUCUCCGCCGCAGUUGACUACUCUGGGAAGAACGAUGUCCUUGUUCCCCUUGGAUCCUCGAUUUACCAAAGUGAUUUUAGCCUCGGUAGAACAUCGAUGUCUCGAGGAAGCUCUCACGGUGGUCGCCCUUUUGUCCGGAGAAUCGAUAUUUACCGAUCCACCGGCCAAGAGGCAGCAAGCGUACGCCGCCAAGUCUCGAUUCGCUUCUCCCGAGGGGGACCACGUAACCUUACUCAACGUUUUUCGCGGUUAUACGAGCACCAGCAGCCAGAAAAAGGUUUGGUGCCACGAGAAUUUUCUACACCAUCGGAAUUUGGAAUAUGCCUCGGAGGUACGACAACAGCUCGCCACUUUGGCGGAACGUGCGAAUUUGGAGAAAGCCAGCUGCGGAACGAAUACCGAGCAGCUUAGGAAGGCCCUUCUGGAAGGGCUCUACGAGAACCUCGCGGAACUACAAAGGGAUCAUAGCUACGUCACGGUGAGCUCGAAACAGCCGGUGGCCAUACAUCCAUCCUCGACGUUACACGGUACGAAACCAUCUCUGAUAUUGUUCACGGAAAUCGUUGCCACCGGCAAGUGUUACCUCCGUGAUUUGUCCGUCAUCGAGAAUUCCUGGCUGUCGGAGAAAGGAGCCGUUUCGGUUAAACACGAAUGAUCGAUACAGCCAACAAUGAAAAUUACCGUUCCACGUAUCGAAUAAAAGUUACGUCCGAGUUAA